AUGGAAGAAGCCGGUAAGCAAAACUUUGAUCGAUUUGCUCCCAUCACCUCCUCCACUGGGGAGAGAGUUGUUGAGUUGCAUAAUGUGCCGGAACAGCCUCUUUCGCCGAAAGAUGAAAGGAUUGUUUCAGCAAAUCCUUCUCCGGAUGCAGCCAUCUCAGGGGCUUCAAGAAAUGUCAAAGAUCAGCCUGUUCCCUUGGAGAAAACUGGGGCUGCUACUACUGUGCAACCACUUGAUGUUCCGCAAGAACCAAAUUUUUAUUUCGGAGGUUUUGACGGGACUGGUACUUGGGAUGACCAUUCUAAUUAUCUCAAUGCUAACAAUUUACAUGUUGUACCACCUACAAUGUACAAUGAGAAUCCAUCACUAUUCUUUCCUCCUGGUUAUGGCUAUGACACUCAGAUGGCAUAUGGGCAGUUUUCUCCCAUUCCAAGUCCAAUGUCUACAAUAAUGAUCGACGGCCAGCUGUACUCUCCACAGCAAAUUCCACCUCCCUAUUUUCCACCUAUGUCCCCAGGUCUGCCGCAUGUUAGUUCUGCUAUGACAGUCUCACAGACAGAUCUAAUGGCUCCAGCAACUAGCGGACAAGAAAGCCUAGUUGAUAAUACGCUUUUUGGGCCAGGUUCAGGCUAUUACUUACCUUUUGGAUCUUUUGGGGGAGGUGAUCUUUCUGGAAACAGUAGUCUUGGUUUUUAUAAGUUCCCAGGCGAUUUUGGGUCAGGUGAUGCUUUGUCUAAUCAAUCAAACUCCUUGGAAUCAAGUAGAUACUUGUCUCCCUUAACAUCAGGAGCUCUGUACCCCCAGCCAAUUGGCAUUCUUGGAUCGUAUGAGCAGAGUCUUGUACAGGCACCAUAUCAAGGUAUGGGACUAGGAUCCGGUUCGUCGGCAAGACAUUACCCUCAUAGUGGCUCCUAUCAGAAUAUGAAAUAUGCUACAGGAUCCAGUUCUCACUGGGAGCGGAACAGAUUUUCUUUGGAUAAAGGUGGAAGACGUGAUAGAGAGAAGGACUCACUGAACUAUUCUAAUGAUUCUCUUGGGCUAUCAAAUGAUAGAAACAGAGGCCCCAGGGCUUCAAAACCAAAAGGCAAGAAUUCUGCGGAAGAUAGCUCUUCAUCUGGCAUCAAUAAAGAUGUUGAAUCUACAUCUGGAGUUCCGCUUGACCAGUAUAACAAUCCUGAUUUCGCCACAGAGUAUGAGAAUGCCAAAUUCUUUGUCAUCAAAUCUUUCAGUGAAGACAAUGUGCACAAGAGUAUUAAAUAUGGUGUCUGGGCUAGUACACCACUAGGAAACCGAAAACUUGAUGCUGCUUAUCAUGAAGCCAAGGACAUGGCAGGCAAUUGUCCGGUCUUCCUGUUUUUCUCGGUGAAUGCUAGUGGACAGUUUUGUGGAAUAGCUGAGAUGGUUGGACCCGUUGAUUUUGAGAAAGAUGCUGACUACUGGCAGCAGGAUAGAUGGAGCGGUCAGUUCCCUGUCAAGUGGCAUGUCAUUAAGGAUGUGCCUAACAGUCGGCUCCGCCACAUAUUACUUGAAAAUAAUGACAAUAAGCCUGUUACUCACAGCAGGGACUCCCAAGAGGUGAAACUGGAGCAAGGAAUUGAAAUGCUGAAAAUUUUCAAGGAAUAUGAAGCUGAUACAUCUCUUCUAGAUGAUUUUAAAUUCUACGAUGAUCGGGAGAAAUCGAUGUUGGAGAAGAAGGCGAAACAAAAGACCAGUUCAGUUGGAACCCCACCUGUUUCCGCUGCUGCGGAUCCAAUAAAUCAACUGUCAGAUAAUCUAGCAGACACUCUGAAUUUGGAAGGCAGUAAAAGCCUGCCAAAAACCGAGCAGGAGUAG
Oldenlandia corymbosa var. corymbosa is the source of this 1833-nucleotide messenger RNA. NCBI's taxonomy places the organism in Eukaryota, Viridiplantae, Streptophyta, Magnoliopsida, Gentianales, Rubiaceae. The record is from the annotation of a GenBank genome assembly.